Messenger RNA from Athalia rosae (coleseed sawfly), 1567 nucleotides. Its product is annotated as glutaryl-CoA dehydrogenase, mitochondrial. The record is from RefSeq and is a predicted model, not a curated record. Bases 145 to 1425 code for a protein of 426 amino acids. Gene Ontology annotation, biological process: fatty-acyl-CoA biosynthetic process; fatty acid beta-oxidation using acyl-CoA dehydrogenase. Gene Ontology annotation, cellular component: mitochondrial inner membrane. NCBI's taxonomy places the organism in Eukaryota, Metazoa, Arthropoda, Insecta, Hymenoptera, Athaliidae. The transcript is spliced from 8 exons. Gene Ontology annotation, molecular function: flavin adenine dinucleotide binding; glutaryl-CoA dehydrogenase activity; fatty-acyl-CoA binding.
AUUCGUUAUUCAAGUUUUGAUUUACUUUAUUUUCUUAUUAUUUACUUUAUUCGUUCAUUUUCAACGGAAUGAUAUCGCGUGAAUUCUCACGUACUAACUUAUCAUCGCGUAUAUUUGAUACGAGACCAGUUUAUCCGCGACAAUAUGGCCGUUCGGACGCAAAGAUUAUUCGCUAUAUUGAGCGAUCGAAUUUCUCCAAUAAAUUUAGCCAAAAAAUUAUCUACUUCGUCAUGUACGAGAAGUCAAUCCUCGUCAUUCCGAUGGGACGACGCGCUGAACUUGGAGGGCCAAUUGACCCAGGACGAAAUCCUCGUGCGCGAUCAAUUCCGUUCGUAUUGUCGGGAGAAAUUAAUGCCGAGGAUAUUGCAAGCGAACAGACACGAAAAUUUCGACAAGGAGAUCAUGAAAGAAAUGGGAGAAAUCGGCGCUCUCGGUUGCACGAUAAAAGGGUACGGAUGCGCGGGUGUCUCGAACGUAGCUUAUGGUCUGAUAGCGAAAGAAAUCGAAAACGUGGACAGCAGCUACCGAUCGGCACUCUCCGUUCAAUCGUCCCUCGUCAUGGGAGCCAUCGAGAUGUUCGGCAGCGAGGAACAGAAGGAAAAAUAUCUACCUCAGUUAGCUACCGGUAAAUUGAUCGGGUGCUUCGGACUCACCGAACCGAAUCACGGCAGCGAUCCGUCCUCGAUGGAGAGCCGAGCGAAAUACGACGAGACUAAAAAGGUCUACAAAUUGUCCGGCAGCAAAACAUGGAUAACGAACUCUCCGGUCGCGGACGUCAUGAUAAUUUGGGCGAAGUGCGACGACGAUAAAAUACGCGGUUUCAUCGUCGAACGUUCCAACGACCUUGGAAUAACCACCCCGAAAAUCGAGGGAAAAUUUUCCCUCCGAGCUUCCGUGACCGGAAUGAUUUUGAUGGACGACGCCGUAGUGCCGGCCGAAAAUCUGCUCCCCAAAGUUGCCGGGCUGAAGGGGCCAUUCAGUUGUCUGAACAACGCCAGAUACGGGAUAGCCUGGGGUGCUUUGGGUGCGGCGGAAUCUUGCCUGAACUUGGUGAGGACCUACACGAUGGACAGAAAACAAUUCGGUAAGCCCUUGGCGGCGAAUCAGAUCGUCCAAAAAAAAAUGGCGGACAUGAUGACCGAGAUAUCAAUCGGACUGCAAGCCUGCCUGAGAGUCGGUAGAUUGAAGGACGAGCAGCGGGCAACCCCGGAGAUGAUAUCCAUGGUGAAGAGGAACUCGGCCGGGAAAGCUCUGGACAUCGCGAGGACGGCCAGAGACAUGUUGGGAGGGAAUGGAAUAUCCGACGAGUACCACGUCAUCAGACACGUGAUGAAUUUGGAGGCGGUCAACACGUACGAAGGCUCUCACGACAUCCACGCUCUGAUACUCGGCAAAGCGAUAACCGGAAUACCAGCGUUCGCUUGAAGGUGUAUCUGAUAAUUACCGAGCAAAUUAUCAUUUAAGAAUACAAUUGUUAUAUCGUCUCAAGCAUUGUUAUGUACUCACGAUGUCUGCACUUCAAUUAUAAAAGACAAAAGAAGUAAAAAUAAAGAAAAUGGCCGACCGA